This is a messenger RNA of Linum trigynum, 3139 nucleotides long. The record is from the annotation of a GenBank genome assembly. Lineage: Eukaryota; Viridiplantae; Streptophyta; Magnoliopsida; Malpighiales; Linaceae.
CUAAUACCGAAUAACAAUUGAAAUUCAAUCCCAAUCCCAAUUCCAGGAAAUAAUACGUGUAUUCGGUUAUACCAAAUAUAGACAAAUUCGGUACGGUAUACGGUAUAUCCCAAAUACCGGUACCAAACUUCCAGCCCUAGUUGCAUCCCAUCUGUGUUUUUUUAUUUAUAUAUAUUACUUAUUAAAGUGUAUAUAUAUAUGUGUGAUUUUGUUACAAUAUAAUAUUUUAGAUGGUUAGUCACUUAACAUUUGUAUACUCUUUAUAAUACACAUUAAAUAUCUGAACAUUUAUCUUAUCUCUCAAAUAAAUUACAAAAAAAAGUUCAGAAUCCAAUAGCCCCAUGUAACCUUAGCUUGGAGUUUCGUUUGUGGCCGACCACAUAUAAUCGACUAGUUCUACUAUGCUGCCAAUCAGGUAGAUUGCAUUUUCAAUUAGGUAAACCACGUUUCCUAUUAUAAAAUAUUAAUGAACACAUUGACAAAUCCAUAACUAGGAUGGAAUAAAAAAAAAAUUGACAACAUUGAAGAAGUACAAAUAUAAAGUUAGGACUUGAAAAUUUGAGUUAUGGAAACUUAACAAUGUGCAAAAUGGUUGCUCCUUCAUAUGCUUCGGAAGUUAUGCAGCUUUGUCUUCCAUUUGUUUCUUUGUAAUUGUCUUUACUGUGUUCAUGCUUUUAGCUUUCGAGGUUUAAUUUCUCCUCUUGAGUUGUCAAUAAAAAAACUUUUAUUAAGAUAUAUCAAUAAAUAAAAUUUGAUGUAACUUAUAGACCUAUCUAUCAAUAUAUUUACCAAAGGAUGAGUGGUCGACCUAGAUAAGCCUGUGGUUGACCCGAUUAUCAAUGUGAUCGACUUAUUUUGUAAGUGUGAUCGACUUGAUCAACCGUGUAUCCGAUCUAAUCUGUCAAUAUGAUCAACUUCACCAGUUUAUGACCUACCGAACACACGUAACAAACUUCAAGUAAAAUUUACUUUCAUGUAUUGUAACUUGUAAGUUGUGGGAAACAAACUCUUAUAAUGUUUUAAGUAGCUAAUUAAUUUUCUAGAACUUGUUCUAAAGACAAUAUAAAAUACAGUAGAAACAUAAAACGAGGAAAAUCAUUUCAAAUUUUUUAAAAUGAAAUAUUAAGAUAAAAGGCAACUAAAGAAACAUGUCCAAAUACAUUUUUACCGCCAUGACCAAAUACAGUUAGUGGUUGUUACCGAACUCUUUUGGUGGAAAAGUAAGAUCAAGAAUCAAAACUAAUCUCGUUUGGUGGAAAGAAUAUGCAAUUAGUGGUUGUUACCGAACUCUUUUGCUCGAUCUCUUUUGGCAGCUAGGGUUUUGUAACCCCAUGUCGGCGGAACCCCCGCCGCCGGCGGGUGGAGGAUCGGGGACGUCGCACCAAACCGAUACCAGUGCGGGCCAAAGACGCCCUCCCACAGAGUCGUCAUCCCCGAACCCUAAAGGUGACCGGGAGGCGCAACAUGCUAAGAAGAAAGCGAAACAAACUUACUCGUCGCCUAUUGUUGAAGAGAUCAGGGACGAAGUGCUCUCUGACGCGGAGGCUGAACUCAGCCCUACCCCCCAGCUCGACCAGCAGCAUGGACUCAGUCCAUGGGAGCGGCUAGGAAGCUGUUCGGCGAGACAAAAUGCCUGGACGAAUGGUACAUAGCCGAUUCGGACUCGGAAGAUGUAGCGGCUGCUAUUAGGGAAGACGGGCAGGAGGCUCCGUUUGAAGCGGAUGAGGAUCCCAAGUGUCCUCCAAUCCUUUUUUCUGCUGCCGAGGAAAGGACCUUCUGCCGGGAUCUCAGAUCGGCUUUGGUGGUGAAGGCUUUGGGGCGAGCAGUCUCCUACACUGCCAUGUCGAUCAGACUGAACACAAUAUGGGCAAAAGCGGGAGGCAUCCAGGUUACCUCAAUGAAGAAUGGAUAUUUUCUAAUCCGAUUCAUGAACGGAAUGGAUUAUGAACGUGCGAUCACGGGAGGACCAUGGAUGAUCGGCUCGAAUUACCUCACAGUGCAUAUGUGGGACAGGUACUUUUACCCCUACGGCCAUGAAAUAUCAUCUACGGUGGUCUGGGCACGCCUACUGGAUCUUCCUAUCCACUUCUUCCACCAUGAUGCGGUGAUGAAGAUAGGGCGCAGAAUGGGGAAACCUAUUCGCAUCGAUGGUGCAACCCGGACCAAGGCACGCAGCGACUAUGCCCGUGUUUGUGUCCAGGUCGAUCUUACUCAACCUCUCCUUUCACAGUUCACAAUUCAUGGGAAGAAGUAUUUCAUUCAAUAUGAAGGCUUGGAAAGAAUCUGUCUAAACUGUGGCACAUAUUCCGAACAUGGCUACUGCCCAUGCACGAAGACACAUGCGCCGAUGGAGGAGGAGAAAACAGCUGAUGAAACGGUGAAAGAAACAAGGCCAACAGAUUCUCUUUAUGGGGAAUGGAUGAUUGCAAAACGCAAGCCAAGACCACCUCGCAAAGAUCCAUCAACGCAGACUGAGAAGGGGGAUACCAACGUCCAUCAUGGGCACAAAACCCGAGCAUCCCAUGCAAGCGGUUCCCGGUUCGACGUACUACAUGAGGAAGGGGACAGGGAGAUGAGUCCUCGACCAAGUCAGGUAACGGAGGCAGCCGCCAAUGUGAACAUAUAUAAAGACAAGGUCCACAGCGGAAAUUCUGGGAGCUCCAAGGGGAAAAAAGGUACGGGGUCAAGCCCGACUUUGCCUACAGCAGAAAGGGGGACGCCAACUCACACUUCCUCGCAGGCCCCGGAUGAAAUCCAGAACUCUAGACCAAUGCAGACCCAAAAUUUGUCGAGUGCUACGAUAUCUGAGACUGGGGUUGAGUCCCACGUUGCGGGUGGGCCUGCGAAUGAAGUAAGGCAGAUGCAAUCGAGCAAGGCUGAUAUUCAAGCUCCCAAUGUUGCACAUGUAGUGAAGAAAGAAAUUAAGGACAAACCUCCAGACUCGACGCAAAAAAAUCCAAUAGCCAAGAUGCAGCAUGCGAAACGUGAUGAGACGAAUGCCAAGGUGGCGAUGAAUAUCGAUGGGAACAACCUAUCGGCGACUUGAUCAAAGGGAGUCUCUUUCCACCUCUUAUUUAUGGAUUGUAAAAUCUUUUCUUGGAAUUGUAGAGGGGCAGGGAGUAGAGGUUUCUUACGUGCU